CCCGCUCGGGGGAGGGAGCACCCUGCCGGUCUCCUAGGUCCGGGAGCGCUGGGCUCCUCCCCCUCGGUGCCCACACCUGGCGGUGGGGCGUGCCUCAGUUUCCUCCACCUCGGCCCCUCCCCUUUUUUCUUUUCUUCCUCUUUGGGUCGCUGGUGGCAGCGCGUCGAGCACUCCCGGAACUGAAGCCCGGCGCCGGACGAUUGGGAGGCGGGGGCCACGUCAGCGGGGCGGCGGGGGGCUCCGCGGGCCGGCCGGCUGAGCCAUGCGGCGGGGCGCGCUCCUGGCGGGCGCCCUGGCAGCAUACAUCGCGUACCUGGUGCUGGGCGCGCUGCUGGUAGCCCGGCUGGAGGGGCCGCACGAAGCCCGCCUCCGAGCCGAGCUGCGGAUGCUGCGCCAGCAGCUGCUGCGGCGUAGCCCGUGUGUGGCCGCCCCCGCCCUGGACGCCUUCGUGGAGCGGGUGCUGGCGGCCGGACGGCUGGGGCGCGCCGCGCUUGCCAAUGCCUCCGGGUCUGCCAACGCCUCGGACCCCGCCUGGGACUUCGCCUCGGCUCUCUUCUUCGCCAGCACGCUGGUCACCACCGUGGGCUACGGGUACACGACGCCACUGACCGACGGGGGCAAGGCCUUCUCCAUCGCCUUUGCGCUCUUGGGCGUCCCAGUCACCAUGCUGCUGCUGACCGCCUCGGCCCAGCGCCUGUCGCUACUGCUCACCCACACGCCCCUGUCCUGGGUGAGCCAGCGCUGGGGCUGCACCCCCCGGAAGGCAGCCCGCUGGCACCUGGCCAUCCUGCUGGGGGUCACGGUGACCGUCUGCUUCCUGGUGCCAGCCGCCAUCUUUGCCCACCUUGAGGAGGCCUGGAGCUUCCUGGACGCCUUCUACUUCUGCUUCAUCUCUCUGUCCACCAUCGGCCUGGGUGAUUACGUGCCGGGAGAGACCCCCGGCCAGCCCUACCGGGCCGUCUACAAGUUGUUAGUCACAGUCUACCUCUUCCUGGGCCUGGUCGCCAUGGUGCUCUUGGUGCAGACUUUCCGCCGUGUGUCUGACCUUCACAGCCUCACAGAGCUCAUCCUGCUGCCCACUCCGUGCCCCACCAGCUUCGCAGAGGAAGAUGACCGGGUGGACAUCCUGAGCCCCGAGCCCGAGCCACACCAGCAGCUCACCGCCGGCUCGCACGUGGACUACGCCUCCAUCCCCAGGUAGCUGGGGCAAGUGUCAGGUCAGCUGCAGACCAGGCCUGCGGCUGAGGGGCCCUCAGGACUGGAACCGAUGGACUGGCCUGUCUACAAGCACACCCUGGUGUUCCUGAGGCCCUGUCUCCACUGUCUGCCCUUUGUCUGACCGGCCUGAGCGCCGCCCAGAUCCAGGAAGCAGCACUGCCUUGUUUCCCCUGCCCCUCCUCCCGCCUCCCCGCACACUCUGCUUCCCUGACUUUCUCACUGACUUUAUAUUUCUCAGUCUUUGCCUUGUGCCAUCUGCCUCUUUCACCCGAGUAGCCACUCAUCACCUGCUGAUUCUCCCAGGCUCUGGGCUCAGACCUCAUUUCAGGUGCUAGAUUGAUCACUUCACCUCGGGCCAGUGACUGGCCCCCUCUGAGCCUUGAUUCACCUCUUGGGUCAAGUGGGAAGAAUAUAUUCCCUCAUUCAAAACUCCCUCCUCUGUGCCAAUCCAUGCUGGGCAGUGCUGGGGCCACCACAGUGUUCCAGAUGCUCUGGGCCCUGCUCUCAUGGGGCUUGCUGUCCUGUCUCCCAUACAGUGACAAUUCAUAACAGGCAGGACUUCGUUAGUGGGGGCAGGGGAAGGUGCAGAGUGGUCAGGGCUGGGGUAGAGGAAGCAUAGGGAAUGUACCCAAUCCAGCCGGGAAGGUCAGGGAGGGCUUCCUGGAGGAAGGGGCAACUGCACGCAGACCUGAAAUCUGAAGAGUAGUCAGUCUGGGGAAGAAGGUGUACCUGACUCAUUUUCCUCCAGUGUGUCCAGGGAGCUAGACAUAUUUGGAUAUGCCUGGGGUAGGCCUGCAUAAUAGAGUCUUCCAGGAAGCUGAGACGGGAUCCUAGUCCAGUAUGGAAGGUACUGCUUUUAGUGAGACACCAUCGUAACAGCUGUUCCUGUUUACCAAGAACUAAUUACAUUAUGUCCCCUGGGCUCUGGAGCCAGCUUGUGUCUGUGUUAGUCGCUCAGUUGUGUCCGACUCUUUGCAACCCCAUGGACUGUAGCUCACCAGGCUCUCCUGUCCAUGGGAUUCUCCAGGCAAGGAUAUUGGAGUGGGUUGCCAUGCCCUUCUCCAGCUGGAGCCAGCCUGUCUGGGCUCAAACCCAACUCAGCAGUGUCCUGCCUGUGUCUUUGGGUGGUCAUUUUGCCCCUAUUUCCUCAGUUUCUUCAUCAGUAAAAUGGCAAUAAUGAUAGUUCAAAAGAUGGUUUCACAGAGCCUGCCAUGUUAUUCUGGGAUGAUCUCUUUGGCUAGGCCCUGUUCUGGGUACUUUACACAUGAGGAAGAUAAUGUAGUAUUAUCAUUGGAUGUGGGCACAUUGUAAGUGUCCUUAAAUGAACAUCUUGGGAACUUGGCUUCUUUCUUGAGGGCACUAGAGAGCCAUGGAAGGGAUUUGAGCAGGAGAGGGCCAUGGUUAGAUUUGGGCUUUUGCUGCUGUGUGUUUGUGGGGUGGCGGGGGGGAGGCUGGGUGCCUAGGGGAGGCUGGGGCAGGAAUGAAGCAGGAGACAAUGGGACUGGGUGAGGCUGAGAGAAGGGGAGGAGGGGGCAAGUCAAGGUAUGCUCAGAAGGCCAGGUGGACGGGCCAUAAGGCUUACAGACUUGGGAGGGACAAGGCCAGGGGAAGGUCCAACAAUGCUCAGCUGCCCCCGAGGUUGGGGACCUGUGAGAAAACAAAUUUGUAGGGAGAUGUUGAGGCUUGUUUGGAAUGGUGGCUGUGAAGGGCUAAAGGGACACCCAGGAGAAGAAAGCAGGAAGUCACAGGACCCUCGGAGCAAGGACUUAGGGGGUGGUUGAGGCUGCAGACAGAUGAGGAAACCAAGACUAUCAAGGUGGGUGGGAAUCCCCUGGGUGGGAAUGAAGAGAAGACCAGCCUUGAGAAAUCAGCCAUAGGGUAUAUAUCAGUAAGGAAGGAUUUGGGUUGCAAGUAACACAAUCCUGACUGGCACUGACUGAAGCAGUGAGAUGGUUGUAUAUUGUAUAUCACCCAAGUUGGAGAGAUCUCUGGGUAUGAUACAGUUCACAACUCCAACAGGGUCUUGUGUUCCUUGAUUCCCUCUCUGCUCUAUUACCCUCAGCUGAAGGCUUGGCUCCCACAUGGGCUCUCCUCAUGGCCACAAAGUGGCUGCCACAGGUCCAGGCAUCACAGAAAGACAUGUUAAUUUUUAGUGCAAGAAGAGGGAAAGGGGUGUGUCUUCCCAUGGUGCCUCUUUGGAAAGAAGGAAACCUUUUCCCAGUGUCUCCCAGCAGACUUCCUCUUCCCAAUCAUUGACCAAAAUUGGCUCCUGAGUCAAUCAUCGGCCAGAGUGAUCAUGGCAUCACUAUGAUUAGCUUGAAUUCCUCAGGAUUCCCCCUGCCACCAGGGACUGAGGCUGGGGCUGAGGUUUUAGUUUGCAGGCUGGUAAAUACUUGAACAAAACUGGGCUUAUAUUAGAAAGGCAGAAAGUUGGGAGAAUGGGAGCUAUCAACAAACUAGUCAGCCAGGAUGAUGAUGUAUAAUUAUGCAGGUAGGGACCUGCAUAAGGGUUGCCUGGAGGGCAGGGUGGAAACAACUUGGAGCUGAAGUUCAGGGCUGAAUAUGCCCAAAGGGGACUUCUUUUUCUUUUUUUUCAGGGGGGACUUCUUUUUCUAAUUAACAUAGUCCCAUAUGAUGAGCAAUGACCCCUCAACCAAAGAGAAGAACUUACAAAAGAGGCAGAAAGGAAGUUCAAGAGAGGAGUAGGAAAACCAGGAGAGUGGGAAAUAUUGGUGAGAGUUGAGAGACUCUUAAAAAGGGAAAAGUCAACAUUGUCAAAUGAUGCUAAGAAGUCACACAAAAUCAUUUUAAUAACACAAGAGAGAACACUUAUAUAGGAUUUACUACCUGCCAGGCACUGUUCCAAGCUCUUGAUACACCAGAAUUUAUUUUAUGCCCUCAGCAACUCUGUAAGUCAUGUAGAGUCUCCAUAUUGCAGAUGAGGACAGGAGGCCCAGAGAAGUUAUAUAACUUAUCCAAGAUCACACAGGAAGUGCAAGACUGAGAUUUAGAUGAGGAUCUUUGUUUUUUUGGUCACCUUGCCACAUGGAGGCUCAGAAAUAUCCACUAUCUAGUUCUUUCUCAGUCUCCCAGCCUUCCUGGCUCCUCAGCACAGUUGAUGACCCUGCUGCUAAAGUCAGCAGCUGGGUGAGAGGCAGUUACUUGAGGGAGGAAGGUGCCUGUGUGAUCUGGCUUCUGCUCCCCACCACUUCUCCUUCCAAAUUCCUUCCUCUAAAAGAAACCAGGCCCUGCUCAUUUCAGAUACUUUAAAAAAAAAAAGUGCACACUUAAAGAUGGAAAAAGUAGAAGAAUAUUCAAUAGAAAUGUCUUUCUCCUGUAUGUGGGCUGUGAUGAUAGAUUUUCUCAGGUCUCCUAGGCAUGUACCAGCAAUAUACCUGUGUGUAUACGUGUGUCAUUAAUUUUUUUUCUUUCACUUUGCAAAAGUGGUACUGAAUGGUGGGGUAAUUACAAUCACAGACUCUGGAGGCAAAGUCCCUUGGUAUAAAUCUGAACUCUGUCAUUCCCAAGUCUGUGGUUUUGGGCCACUCAUUUCACCUUCCUGUGCUGUUCGCCAAUCCGUGAAAUGGUAUAACAGCACCUACCUCGUGGACUUGUUGGAGAAUUAAGCAAUAUCUGUAAAGCUCUUAGAAUACUGUCUGGUGCUCAAUAAAAUAUUGGCUCAUUUCUGCACCA
Bubalus bubalis (water buffalo) is the source of this 4911-nucleotide messenger RNA. It is a transcript of the gene KCNK6, whose product is annotated as potassium two pore domain channel subfamily K member 6. The record is from RefSeq and is a predicted model, not a curated record. The transcript is spliced from 3 exons. Gene Ontology annotation, cellular component: membrane. NCBI's taxonomy places the organism in Eukaryota, Metazoa, Chordata, Mammalia, Artiodactyla, Bovidae. Gene Ontology annotation, molecular function: potassium ion leak channel activity. The coding region runs from base 263 to 1201 and encodes 312 amino acids. Gene Ontology annotation, biological process: stabilization of membrane potential; potassium ion transmembrane transport.